CUGGCCUGAUAGCGAGCCUCGAAAACCCGUAGCUCGUUUACCAUCCACCACGUAUUGACGUUUUCGUCCGCGAACCGACCGCUCGUUCCCGUUUCCUUCGUUCGACAUGAUCGCGUCGAUCGCUGCCUUCGCGAAUCAGCUCACUUGGAGCCACCGCGUCAGUGUCGGUAACGUAAACAUCGAGAAUCGUUCCCGCGUGUGAAUCCGGUUUCUGGUGCGAACGAUAUAUAAACUUGACAGUUCGUUUCGGAGCAGACACGAGAGAGGGUACUACUCGAUCGGUAUAGAGAGGAUACGAUGACUUACGGUGGUGAUUCAGGAUUGAGAGGAGUCUCUUGAACACCUGUUGUGGAUCUAUUCCGGACAUAGCCGCGGUAAGUCGGUGUUCGCGGCACUGGUUUCGUGCUCCUUUUGUUUGAGGAAGAUCAAGCAUUCCAAGGAUGACAGGCACGCAACGACGGAGGGAACAGUGGGAGUUCUGAGAGAGAGGUUUCCGUGAUGCGAGAGAAACUGGAUGGAAGGAUGACUACGGGCGAUCAGCGGGAAAUACCAUGACGGUGCAUCGUUGAAAGCAAAAACUGCGUGGAAAAGUCGAGCGGCGGUGAGUGUUUGAUCGCGCGUGAAAUCGAAAUGAGUUGGUCGAGGCAAAGGGUACCGGCUCCUCUGAGCUGAAUCCUCGUGACAAUUCGGUACCAAGACUCUCUGCCGGGUUUCGAUGAUCACGGAACAGGGUACAGUGAACGGUGCUACGAUGCUGCCGAGUGCUGAAAUCAUGUACAGUGAUCGAAUAAUCUGAGCAUCCACGGUUCGAACGUUGUUUAUUUGUAAAUGGGUGAAACGCGAGGAUCGGACGAGCUUGUGGACUAAUUCGACUGCUCCGUAACUGUUCACCAGUUUCCUUGCUUUGGAAGAUCGAGGUUGGAUAAGCCGGCCUAAAGAUCCUUCUUCAGUAAUGUGUACCACGGAAAUGACGGAAUCGUACACGAUGUCACCGUCUACGACGGUGUCCUCCAGCGCGACGACGCCGGGUUGCCUAGGUUUGCCUGCUCACCGACGGACACCUUGCAGAGGCUCCCCUGGUCGAGGCGAUGUGCAGGACGACGAGGACGAGAUCUCUGUCGGUUGUCCGAGUCCUCUACCUCUCGUGGUAGUCACCCCUACCGCGGAAGAGGACGAAAGACUGUCGCAAUCUAGGGAAGAUUACCCGGACAGACUGAGCCCUCGAAGAAGUUAUCCGAGGGACUCGAUGAUCGACGACGAGGACAGCUACUCGAGAAGCGGUGAUUUCAGGACGUCGAAUGGUAGAAGUGUUAGAGCUCGCGAGAGCAGUGGCGGUGAUUCCGUUACCACGUUGAGGGAGGACGAAGAGGACGAGGAGGAGGAUGAAGAAGAGAUGAACAGCAGAAGCAGUAGUAACGGUGCAUCGGCGGCCGGUGCCACGGACGACUAUUUCAAACCUCUGAAACGUCUGAAGAUGGUGCAGAUGCAGCACUCGGACGAGGAGGACGACAGGGACCGUGAGAGUAACGAACGAGGCGUCAAGUCUUUCAGUAUUCUCGACAUUCUGUCGCACAGACCUAAGGCGAAGAUCGUUCGUCCCUGGGACACGGUCGAGACGAACUUAAAUCACCAUCAUCAUCGUCACCAUCUUCAUCAGCAGCAACAGCAACAGUCGAAUCAUCAGCAUCACCACUUGCAUCAUCAUCAUCAUCACAACCAUUCGACCGCGCCCAGGGACCUGUCUCUGAUGGGUAUGUCCCUGGCGUCCAUGUCCGGCUCCAUCAGCGAGCCACCUCUCAGCAGCUCCUCUUCGUCCGGCAGAAGUUCCGUCUCCGAUUCCGGAAGUCCGGACCCCCUGGCUCACCACCAUCACGGCCUGCAUCACGGUAUCCAUCCCGGUCUCCAUCACGCGGCCUUGCAACAGCAACAACAGCAACAGCAGCAACAAUUCAAGAGGAAAACGUCGCAGCAGCAUAGCUCGCAGAGCGGGCACCACGGGAAGAGGACGACAGGCCAAGGAAGCCCUCUCGACGCUUUGUUUCAAAUGACCAGCAAAACGUUCGACGCCGGCGAGCAUAGUCAAGAGCAAGCGAACCAUCUGAACCUGUUCAACAACCGGCAACAGCCGAAGAAGAAGCGUAAGAGCAGAACGGCCUUCACGAAUCAGCAGAUCUUCGAGCUGGAGAAGCGAUUCCUUUACCAGAAGUAUUUGAGCCCAGCGGACAGGGACGAGAUAGCUGCUCAGCUGGGUUUGAGCAACGCUCAAGUGAUCACCUGGUUCCAGAACAGAAGGGCGAAGCUGAAGAGGGACAUGGAGGAGUUGAAGAAGGACGUGCAGACGGUGAAUCCGUUGCUAGUCGUGCAACACCAUAAAACGUUUCUGGAGAACGUUCAAGACCUUGGUAUCCUGAAGAAGCGACCUAUUCCCAACAACAUGGACGAGAAAUCGUAGGGAACCGGACAGGUUGAAGGUUUGUCGAUCGUAUGCUUGCAAAAUGAACCUGUUGAGAGGCUGCCGAGGAUAGGAGGGUCUUUUCUUCUAGGUGGAUCAUCUUAACGGGUAGGAUUUUGUAGUUUCCUUUAUCAGUAGUUGGUAGAUCAUUACGAGGAACAUUUUUGGCAAAUGAGAUCGACGCGUUUCGGAUAGUGAAAAUGAUUUCGGUUCCGGUGAAGGUAUAGUACAAAGACAGCGUCUUUCUUCGACUGGUCUCGACGAGAUUUUCGGUGGCUCAAAAUCGAAUUGAGUUUUAACGAUUCUCGUCGAAAAGACGUACAAAGACUGAGGGUCUGUCGAGGUCUUAGGAGACACGAUUGAGAACGAUGAAUCAGAGAUGCUGAAAGCUUCUUUUCAAUGGUACGAAGGUUCUUUUUUUUUUCAAAUUAAAGACUGCCAAAUAAUCACAGCUCUCGUAAGGGAUGGUAGACUCGAUAUUAGAACCCUUAUCGUUUCAUUAACCAUCGUACGAGAUAUUUUACGAACAUUUUUACCAACGCUUCGUAGGAGAGUCUACUUCGUAGACGUCCGAAAGAAACGUAUAGGUGUGUCAUUCGAAUGUGAGACAAAUUAACGAGUAGAUCGUAUUCUACGUAAUCUAAAAUCUAAAAUGCAUAAAUGUUUCGACGAAAAUUUUUGGCUAUAUUUCUCGGAUCUACGACAACCAUCUGCGACUGUUCGCGGACAUCUAUUGUAUCAUAUUGUAUUUAUUUGUGAGAAGAAAAUGGUGAGUGAAGCCAAAAGAGAUCCGGAGGACGCAUAGAGGAUAUAUAAGUUAUUACGUAAAUAUUAAACUUUAUAAAUUAUGAAGAGAAGCUUCCGGUUGCGGGCCUCUCGUAUGUGUACAUAUGCUGUAUAUACGUUGUUCAUCCCCCACCCCUCCCAAAACCCCCUGGAUAAUAUUAUGCAUAAACGAAAUAGAGUCGUCGGACAUGAUUAGAAUAACGAAAUCGAAGAGAAUUAUAAACGAUAGAUGGGACACUGCAAUAUACCUGGUCAUCAGUUUAAUUAGUGAGCUUUAUGAUCGCGUUAAGAUGUAAAUCCGUAUCGCGUACAGCGCUUAAUGGUUUACGAGGUGAUAGACGUGAAGCGUGAAAGGAAAGGCAAGAGUGCGUGUGUGUGAACGGACAUAGUAGAGCGUUGUAUAGUGAGUGGAAAUAAAUGGAGACAUUUAAAAUA
Messenger RNA from Osmia bicornis bicornis, 3673 nucleotides. Its product is annotated as macoilin-like. The transcript is spliced from 3 exons. Lineage: Eukaryota; Metazoa; Arthropoda; Insecta; Hymenoptera; Megachilidae. Bases 953 to 2452 code for a protein of 499 amino acids. Gene Ontology annotation, biological process: regulation of DNA-templated transcription. Gene Ontology annotation, molecular function: DNA-binding transcription factor activity, RNA polymerase II-specific; DNA binding. The record is from RefSeq and is a predicted model, not a curated record.